AUGCGAAAGGCAGCGGAGAGAGUGGAGGACGCAGAGCCAGCAUGGAGGAAUUAUGUUAUCCCUCGUGCCACCCUCUCUCACCAAAUUGACGGAGGGGUGGGAAGGGCAAUGGUGAAUGGAGGACGCAGAGUCAGCGUGGAGCAAUUAUGGGAUCUGGGAGGGAACUCCAAGUGGAAGAUGCGGAGUCAGCUGGAGAAAUUGUUGUGCCUCCUUUCGGCCUGUCUCUUCGUCUUCAUGGCAGCUGCCAUCACCAUCUCUGUCCUUCUCUAUCUCGAUCGUCAGUCCAUCUCGAGUUCUCGACUCUCAGGAAUGUCACGACAUCCCUCACGGGAUGGCUUCAUGGCAUCUCUUCUUGCAGUGCGGGAGAAGAGAGAAACCAUCGAUGACUUGGAAAACAAGGCCGAAGUCUGCACCAGCCGUGACUGUGCUCUAGCAGCUGGGAAUAUCCUGUCGUCCAUGGAUACGUCUGUGGAUCCCUGCGAAGAUUUCUACACCUACGCCUGCGGGAGAUGGAUACGAGAAAAUCCCAUUCCAGAUUUCCUUUCUCGGUGGGGCAGAUUCGAUCAGAUGGAAAGAGAUGUCUCCUAUGAUCUCCGAGGUAUCCUAGAGGAGAAAAUCAAGAAAGGUGAGGCGGAGUCCAUCAAGAAGAUGAAGACAUUCUAUCGAGCCUGUAUGGAGUUACCGACGAAAGACGAGGGAGAAUCCAUCACUCCGCUGCUGUCCGACCUGAGGCUGUUCCUCGGCGGGUGGCCGAUGACGAUGGCGGAUGGAGAAUGGAAUCCCGACGGAUUCUCCUGGCUCCACACCGUGGCCAGAAUGAGAGGCACGCUCGGGCUCGGUCCUCUGGUCACCUCAUACGUUCAUGCCGACGAGAAAAACAACACAAACAGCUUCUUUUUCAUCGACCAACCGUGGCUGGGGGUCGACAGAGAAGUCCUCCUCCAUCCGGAGUAUUACGGCGCGAUCUUGAGCGGCUACAAGGACUACAUCUUGGACGUCGCUCAGGUCGUCUCCAUAUACGAAGGAGUGAACAAAUCCCGAGAGGAACUCGGACCCUACGUCGACGACAUCAUCCGAUUCGAGACGGAACUCGCCAUGAGGAUCUCAUCGGCCGUGAAGCGACGGGAACCGUCUUGGAUGUACAAGCCCAUGACGCUCAGGGAACUCCAGAACAUCACCGACAUCGCCGUUGUGGAUGGGGCGGACUGGGAGAAUUAUACGAACACAGUAUUGAGCAUUGCCGGCAUGAAAGUGACCAAGGAUUCCACCAUCUUCGCUCCGGAGACCGAGUACUUGAAGCACUUGCUUGUCUUACUUGAUGCUACGGAUCCCGUCAUCGUCGGUGACGAGGGGAAUGGAAAGAAUCAAGCUCACAGUCAGACAAAGUGGGUCUCGGCAUACGUCCUGCACAAGCAGCUAGGAAUGGCGUUUCCUUACACAUUGACUCUGGUCGAUACACCCGGGUUUGGCGACACAGAAGGGAUGAAAAGAGAUGACGAGUUGAAGAAUCAGAUCGAACAGUUCUUCUCACAUGGAGGAUAUUUUGGAGUCGACCAACUUGAUGGAGUUGCUUUGGAACGGAUGGAACUACUGAGGAAAGGGCACGCAGCAGUGAGACAACACGGAGGGGAAUUGCUGACUGGCUUGAUGGGAGUCAAACAAGUAGGGCAGAGUACAGAGGAAGAACGAUCAAAUGCAAACUCCUUCUCGUCUGAUGACAAUGAAUCGGAAUAUGAAAACGCUGCCUCUGCACUCCCCCCAGAAAUCAGUUUACCUUCACAUUUCAUGACCCCGAAUGAUAAUCACUUCCUGACGGAGUUGUCUGAAGGUUUCAAACGAGAGAUGGUCAAAUUUCAAGAGCUGAUCAAAGAAGCACAUGCAUGCAUGCACCGAAUUGAUGAAAUAGCUCUUAGGCCCAAUCCUAUUGAGAUCACUAAUUACAUUGAAAUGCUGAUCCGCAAGGAGUUUCAUGAGGAACAGCCUGGGUUUUCCCAAAGAAUCAAAUAUCUUGAAGAGGCACGUAGAAAAUCGGAAGUUGCCAGAGCCGUGCUGGAAAGUUAUGAUCCGAAUGAUAUGGAGUGGGAUAUUACUAUGUUCGACACGGAUGAGCCAAAUGAAGGGGAACUCAUAAAGAAACCCAUGCGGAAACUUUUCCAGAAGCUCAUUAAGUUAUUUUCUUGAAAGGAAAAAACUUAGACACUCAUAAUUUUGGGUCUCUGAAAUGCGCUGGUCAAUCCGUACGCAUAACCCAUCAUGAUCAUGAAGACGUUCAUGCCAAAAGAAUAUUGCUCCAUGAAAAGUCGCGCAACUCUCCAUAUAAACAAGUGCUGUUGUAUAUUUCGCUGUAAUAUCUACACAUCAAUUAUAGUUUUAAAGGGAUAUGGAACUGAGUGAGGAGUUUAGUGCCUGGGUUGGCAACUCUGCAUGCGUACAAAUGAUUUGAACCCUUUUUAUUGCGAAGCCCCAGUUGCAAGAAACCGUAGUUAUAAACAUGUCGUUCACGAAGCUGCAGCGUGUUUUCAUUGUGGAGGCCAUAUUUUGCUACAAAAUCGUUUAAGCUGUGCCAAGAGGAGUUCAGACAUAAAUUUCACGAUGUGCAAGCCCUGAACAAAAGCACAAUUUUGCGGUCAGUGCUGCGUAUUCGUGCCACAGGCAUUGUGGCAGACAAGAAAAGGAGUGGACGUCCAUCAGUGUUAACGGAAUCUAUUCUUGAUGGCGUGCAACAGCGAAUGACAAGAUCACUAAGAAAAUCUCUCAGCAGAAUGUCACAUGAGACUAGCAUUUACGUGACGACACUGCAUAGAUGCGCAAAACGUCUACACUUUCAUGCAUACCAAGUGAAGGUUGUUCAAGAGUUGAAAAACCCAGACAAGGAAAAAAAUGCACUACUGUCUCUGGUUUCAAAGGUUUACUUAUAACCAGCCUGGAAUUUUAGACGUUUUUCUGGAAUGAAGUUUGGU
Darwinula stevensoni is the source of this 2960-nucleotide messenger RNA. NCBI's taxonomy places the organism in Eukaryota, Metazoa, Arthropoda, Ostracoda, Podocopida, Darwinulidae. The record is from the annotation of a GenBank genome assembly.